Messenger RNA from Opisthorchis viverrini, 957 nucleotides. RefSeq lists its product as hypothetical. Gene Ontology annotation, cellular component: endoplasmic reticulum membrane. The record is from RefSeq and is a predicted model, not a curated record. The transcript has 5 exons. NCBI's taxonomy places the organism in Eukaryota, Metazoa, Platyhelminthes, Trematoda, Opisthorchiida, Opisthorchiidae. The coding region runs from base 1 to 636 and encodes 211 amino acids. Gene Ontology annotation, biological process: lipid droplet organization; lipid storage.
AUGUGUAGCUUUCCUACAGCAGAGUUCCCCUUGGCUUUCGACGGUGAGGCAGUUUUGACAAUUGGACAAGAAUACGCAAUCGGUGCACAUCUUCACUUUCCUGACUCUGAUAACAAUCGCUUGUCAGGCAUGAGCAUACUUACUCUGGAGUUGGUAGACAAUGCUCAAAAUACCAUCAAAAUGUUCCGGAAACCGUUCUCGAUACCGUAUCGUUCGAAGAUGGUGCGAUUAGCCAAGUUGCUACUGCUGCUGCCGCUAUACAUACUUAAUCUGAUUGACGAGGAGAUAUACGUGUUCUUGCCAUUGGCUUCCGGAUUCCAACACACACAAGACUCACCCGUGUCGAUGGGCCGCGUGACCAUUGAAUCUCUAAGACUCGAGUGGUCCUUCGCUACCAUUGCCUUUAACGCACGUCUAACUGGUAUACAAGGGUUCCUCUACUAUUGGCCGUGGGUCAGCUCAGCAUUCCUAGCUGUUUCAAUGUUCAGUUUGCUCAAUAUCCUCUACCUGCUUUUGGGUUAUUAUCGGUACGCUCAACCAACGAACGCAUCACCCCAUUCGAUUGUCCCGUCGUCAAACAUACAUGCCGUUCCACCCAAGACUCCAUCAGAUUCUGAAGUUGUGCAAAGCCUUUGACGAAAAUUCGGCAUCUUCUAACUAGUCCACAAUUCCGGCAUUUAGAUUUCUAGACUUUGUGUCAUUCGUCAGUACUAACCGACAACUCGGAAUAUCCCCAAUUCACUCCGUUAUUCUUUCGAUAUUUUGCUGUAAAUUUCGCACAACCCAGCACUGCUAUUCCCAACGGUACUCUUUCAUAACCUUGUGAUUCAUUAUUUUUCAAAACAGAAAUUCUCCUUUGGUCAUACACUUAAAAUAGAUUCAGUCAGUUCUGGCAACACAUAACAGCGUAUUUUGAUUUUAUGUCGGGUAUCGAUUGGUUCAAAAAUGCCUUUUUCA